Molecule: messenger RNA, 4297 nt
Organism: Helianthus annuus (common sunflower)
Lineage: Eukaryota; Viridiplantae; Streptophyta; Magnoliopsida; Asterales; Asteraceae
Product: putative disease resistance RPP13-like protein 1
Exons: 2
Coding region: 112-3990 (1292 amino acids)
Biological process (GO): defense response to other organism
Molecular function (GO): ADP binding
Source: RefSeq, a predicted model, not a curated record
UUGACCAUAAAUCUGAAUCAAACACUCUUCAUUAUUUUUUCAAUCUCCAGUCUCAAAUCUUUCAUCACAACUAAAUUAAGACCCGAUUCAUCAACAAUCUGACCAUAACCAAUGGCUGAACUCGUUCUUUCUGCCUUUCUCGGUGUGCUCUUUGAGAAGCUGGCCUCUGCAGCUUUGAAAAACAUUGCUAGCUACAAGGGAGUUGAUGCUGAGAUCAAGAAAUGGCAAAGAUCCUUAAAACAAAUCCAAGCUGUGCUUACUGAUGCUUCUCGCAAGGAGAUAACCAAUGAGUCUGUGAAACAAUGGCUCAAUGAUCUCCAGCAUUUGGCUUACGACAUAGAUGACGUACUCGAUGAUCUUGCAACCGAAGCUAUGCAUCGUGAGUUCACCCAUGACUCAGAAGCCAUCACCAGCAAGGUAAGAAAGCUGAUCCCAACCUGUUGCACAAAUUUCUCACAGAGUACUAGGAUGCAUGCCAAGUUAGAUAAGAUUACCACAAAAUUACAAGAUCUGGUUGAGGAGAAAGCUACUCUUGGUUUGAGGGUGGAAGGGGAAACUAAGAAAAAAAAUAAAAAUAGAGAAUUACAAACCUCUGUUGUCGAUGCGUCUAGUAUCGUUGGACGACAAGUUGAGGAAGAGGCAUUGGUCAGCCAAUUAUUAGCGGACGAACCAUGUGAUCAAAACUUUAGCAUUGUUCCCAUAGUUGGUAUGGGUGGGGUUGGAAAAACUACUUUGGCUACACUUUUGUAUAACAACCAACAAGUCACGGAUCACUUCGAACUCAAGGCAUGGGUGUGUGUCUCAGAUGAUUUUGAUAGCUUUGGUAUAAGCAAAGUUAUCUUUGAAUCUGUGGCCCAAGAAAACAAGAAAUUUGAAGAUUUCAAUCUGCUUCAAAUAGCUCUUAGAGAUCAACUGAGGGGGAAAAGAUUUUUAUUGGUGUUAGAUGAUGUGUGGAGUGAGAAGUAUGAGGAUUGGAAAACCUUAGUCGGCCCGUUUCAUGCAUGCGCUCCUGGAAGUAAAGUCGUCAUAACAACUAGGAAGGAGCAGUUACUCAACAAGUUGGGUUACAAUCGUCUAAACAAACUACAGUGCCUAUCACAUGAUGAUGCUAUGUCUUUGUUUGCUUUAAAUGCAUUAGGUGUGAAUAAAUUUAAUUCACAUUUGUCACUCAAACCACAUGCUGAGGGUAUUGUGAAAAAAUGUGAUGGCUUACCUUUGGCUUUGAUAUCACUUGGUAGAUCACUAAGGACAAAACAAGAUGAGGAAUCUUGGAGGGAAGUGUUAGAAAGUGAGAUAUGGAUGUCAAAAGACGAUGCAAUUGUCCCUGCCCUUAGACUAAGCUAUAGUGAUCUUUCUGCAAGUUUGAAGCAAUUGUUUGCAUACUGCUCCUUGUUCCCUAAGGAUUUCAUGUUUGGCAAGGAGGAAUUGGUUUUAUUAUGGGCAGCGGAAGGGUUUUUACACCGGUCAACUCCAAUCGACGCAACAAAAGAACGUUUAGGUCGUGAAUGCUUUAAUGAAUUGUUGUCAAGGUCAUUUUUUCAACCUGCACCUAAUAAUGAAUCAUUUUUUGUGAUGCAUGACCUGAUGAAUGACUUGGCGACUUCUGUUGCUAGCGAAUUUUUUGUAAGGUUAGAAAAUGAUAUGAAAAGGAAUAUUAGGAAGGAGAUGCUGGAAAAGUACCGCCAUAUGUCAUUUACACGUGAGGAAUAUGUAACUUACAAGAAGUUCGAGACGUUUAAAAUAGCUAAAAGUUUGAGAACAUUCUUGGCAACAUUUGAUGGUGUGAAAGAAAGUUGGCAGGAUUUCUACUUAUCAAGUAAGAUUUUGAUCGACUUACUUCCUGAGUUACCAAUGUUAAGAGUUUUAUCUCUAAGUGGUUUUUGUAUAAGAGAGGUACCACAGACCAUUGGUAGCUUGAGGCACUUAAGGUAUCUUAAUCUAUCUCGAACAGAAGUAACCCAUUUACCGGAAAAUGUUUGCAAUCUCUACAACUUAGAGACAUUGAUUGUACGGGGUUGUUAUUCGUUAGCUAAGUUGCCAAACAACUUCUUAAAGCUUAAAAACUUGCGGCAUCUUGACAUUAGGGGCACUCCGUUGUUGAAUCAGAUGCCUUUUGGAAUUUGUGAGUUGAAAAGCCUACAAACUCUUUCGAAAAUUGUUAUCGGAGGUGAAAGAGGAUUUCAAAUAACCAAACUUAAAGAAUUCACGAAUCUGUGUGGGAAAAUUUGCAUUGAAGGUUUGGACAAAGUGCAAAAUGCAAUUCAUGUUCGUGAGGCAAACUUUUCACAAAAGAGGCUUAGUGAACUAGAGGUUGUAUGGAGUGAUGAGCCAUAUGAUUCUCGAAAUGAAAUGCUUGAAAAGGAAGUCCUAAAUGAGCUAGAGCCUCGUAAUGAUAAGCUAAUACAGCUCAUUAUUAGAUCAUAUGGUGGCUUAGAGUUUCCAGAUUGGGUUGGGAAUCCUUUGUUUCUUCAUUUGAAGCAUGUGUCACUACGUGAUUGUAAAAGAUGUACCUCUCUACCCCCACUUGGGCAGCUACCUUUACUUAAGGAAUUGUUUAUUGAAGGCUUAGAUGAGGUGGAAGCUGUGGGUUUGGAGUUUCUUGGAACAAGUCGUGCAUUUUCUUCACUUGAAAUUCUAAGUUUCAAGCAUAUGCAUGAGUGGAAGAAAUGGUCAACCAGUAGAGGGGUUGUGUUUCCAUCAUUGAAUGUUCUGAAAAUAUGUGAUUGCCCCAGUUUGGUUGAAGUCACACUUGAAACACUACCUUCAGUGAAUGUUCUAGAAAUAACUAAAUGUGAUAGUGGUCUGUUAAGAAGGCUUAUUGAAAUAGCUUCAGCAGUCACUAAGUUGAACAUAGAAUCUAUUACAGGGCUUAAUGAUGUGGUUUGGAGAGGUGUUAUAAGGUAUCUUGGUGCAGUUGAAGAAUUACAGAUAUGGAUGUGUAGUGAAAUAAGACACUUGUGGGAAUCAGAAGUUGUUGCGAGUAAGGUUCUUGUGAAGCUAAGGAGAUUGGAUGUGUUUCUGUGUGAUAACUUGGUGAGUUUAGGAGAGACCGAGGAGGAGGAUAAUUGUAGGAGCAACCUCUGGACAUCUGUUAGGAAUUUAAAAGUAUCUAAUUGUAGGAAUAUGGAGCGUUUAAUAUGUCCAGAUAGCAUUCAGGUGUUGAGUUUGUGGGGUUGUAAAUCAGUUACAGUUUUAUCCUUUCCAAAAGAAGGACAAAAGCUUAAGACAGUUGACAUUUGGGAUUGUAAUGAAUUAUUGGAAAGAGAGUGGGGAGGACAAAAUAUGAACAACAACAAUAGAAGCAGCAUGCCGAUGCUUGAAAAUAUACUGAUAGAAGGUUGGACGAAUCUGAAAUCAAUCAAGAAUCUGAAUUACUUGGUUCACCUCACCAAAUUGUCAAUAGUGAAUUGUGAAAAUCUGGAAUCAUUUCCUGAUAAUGAGUUGUCCGAUUUGACAUUGUUAAAGGAUCUAAGGAUAAUAGAUUGUCCAAGUAUGGAUGCUUCAUUUCCUUGUGGAAUUUGGCCUCCCAAACUGCAAUCCUUAGGCAUUGGGAUGUUGAAGAAGUCCAUCUCAGAUUGGACCCCACAGAAUUUUCCAACCUCACUUGCGGAACUUAUCUUAGUCGGUGACGAUGGAGUGAAUAGUUGCAGUCAGUUUUCCCAUCUUCUUCCUUCAUCUCUUACUUCUCUCCAUAUACAUAGAUUUGAGAAACUGGAAUCACUUUCAAUGGGACUCCAACACCUCCAAUGUCUCUCUUUUGACAAUUGCCCAAAUCUGAACAAAUUAUCUCAUCCCCAUCCCCAAAACCUCACUAGCCUUCAACAUCUCUAUUUUUCUAAUUGCGCAAACAUGAUGGAUCUACCAGAAGUGCUGCUGCCUUCACUUUUGAGGUUAGAAAUUAGUGAUUGCCCAGGUCUGAAAGAAAGAUGCAGUAAAAGAGGUUGUUACUGGCCCCUCGUCUCCCAUAUCCCCUGUUUGAAGUUAAGAUAAAGGCUCACUUGCGACAGGAUGCAUUUUACUAGCGAUUUUUAACGGUGUAUGUCGGCAAUGACAAAAGAUGAUGUUUUGGUGUAUUAUGCGGUGGAUAAAAAGCCAUGUAAAUAGAAAGAUAGCUGCAGAUUAUGAUGUUGGUUUCUUAUUUGUGGAUACCUAUUAAUGAAUUGCACAUCAUUGGUGGUCGUUGUACGUUGCGAUUUCAGCCUUCUAGCAUAAACAAACAGGAUGAGUCUGGAAUCAUUUCCUGAUAAUGAGUUGUCCAAUGUGACAUUGAUAAUGGAUGCUUCUUUUCCUCGUGGAA